AUGGGAAACUUUGAGGCUGGCUCCUUCGCCCUGGAUCCUCGACUUUUAACCAAGUUGGGGGAAGAGGAAGAUAAAUUUGUUACCAUUUUGAGGGACAUGGUGGCAUCUUGUUCCGGAAAUAGUUGUGCGGAUGACGGUUCCUGUUAUGAUUUAGUUUUAAGAUAUCUGGACCUGUGCCCGGUCGGGGAUAUCGUGGAAGGAAAUAAGGAUAAUCCAUUUUACGCUUUCAAACUCUUAUUUCGAAUGGGAAAUGUCUUGACGGAGGUUAAUACCAAGUGUACCGAAGGGAAAGGAACAUUUGCUGUCGAAUUAGCCGCGCUCAUUAACAAACUUGAGGUCGCUCUUGGAACAGCGAUGCCUUCUCUGCGAGAUGUGGAAAUUGCGGCGGAAGGGAUGCUAAAACUUCAGGAAACUUACCAAACGAGUACAGCGGAGUUUUGCAACGGAAAAAUUGCCCACCACGACUUCAAUGAGACGUUGUCCUUCUUGGAAAUCCUAGCUCUGGGAAAUUUUGCCAGAAAUCUGGACAUGGUUGAUGUUGACAUUACGUAUUUAAUCCAGGCGAAGGAGGUCGCAUCGAGUAAGAAAAGGAAGUCCAUGAUGGCCUACCUGCUCAAACAAGCGAUAACCGAGCACAACACAUACUGGUCGGAACGCAAGGAGGCCACGGAUCUCGAACGGUACGGCUUAUUCACCACACCAAUCAUCCCAGAAGAACCGUUACCCGUGCAGACAGGAACUAUGCUUCGGCAGCUCAAGAAAACCGGAGAAAUCCCGCCUACAGGAGAAUUAUCAAUGCUUAAUCUGUGCGCGGGAAAUAAUUAUCAGAAUGAAGCGGAAAAAGCCACGUUGAAAUGCUGGUAUGAAACAGAGUCAAAUCAUUAUUUCCGCAUUGCCCCGCUGAAGGUAGAAUUAAUGUCGAGUAAUGCCCGGGUAAAUUUACGCCUCAUCCACAACGUUAUCGGGAGCAAUGAUAUUGAAAAGUUGUUAACUUUUACAAAUGACGAUAUGAAACAAGCCGCAAUUGUAGUCGACACUGUGAGUGACAAACCCGUCGUCGGAAUGCACAGGAGGUCACUUCAGAGACGGGUAAACAUGGGACAGACCGAAUUUCUGGCGCCCGUCUUCAAAAAUAUCGAAAUGUUGAGCGGUAUAGGUUUCUUAGCUCGGGGGAUGUCAGAAGACUUGCAGAUUUCCGAGUAUAGCUAUGUCGGAUCAAGCAUCAAUAUUCACGUGGAUCCUAAAACUACAAAUUUCACCAACGACGUGCAAAAAUGGGAAAGGGCGGUCACCUGCAUGAUAUACGUAAGUGAGACGUGUUUAAAGGGGUAA
Messenger RNA from Folsomia candida, 1332 nucleotides. RefSeq lists its product as uncharacterized. NCBI's taxonomy places the organism in Eukaryota, Metazoa, Arthropoda, Collembola, Entomobryomorpha, Isotomidae. Gene Ontology annotation, molecular function: procollagen-proline 4-dioxygenase activity; protein binding. The transcript is spliced from 8 exons. The coding region runs from base 1 to 1332 and encodes 443 amino acids. Gene Ontology annotation, cellular component: endoplasmic reticulum. The record is from RefSeq and is a predicted model, not a curated record.